Messenger RNA from Linum trigynum, 1099 nucleotides. The record is from the annotation of a GenBank genome assembly. NCBI's taxonomy places the organism in Eukaryota, Viridiplantae, Streptophyta, Magnoliopsida, Malpighiales, Linaceae.
GACCAAAUGUAUAUCAAACCUCCCGACUUCUUCACUCACUCCACCACUACCUCUCGAGGAAUUCAAAAAACUUCCCACUCCGCUCCAAAGUUGCCCUCCGAUUCCGAAUCCGAUCGGCGAUCUCUCUCUUGCCCUCCGAUUCCAAAUUCGCCGUAUUUAGGGUUUCUGUUCCCCUAAUCGUCGCCGAUUUCCUGGAUCCAAUGGCAACGGAGUCGUCGGAGGGGGAAGACGAAGGGAAAAUUACUGGAGGAAGCCAGCACCUGGUUGUGGAGGACGACCUGAGAGAGCUGGGUAAGAAGGCUGCUUGGAGCGUCAGCUCUUGCAAAACCGGAAACUGCGUAGCUUCCCUCCGCGACGACAAUCUCGAUACCUACUGGCAAUCGGACGGUGCUCAGCCGCAUUUGGUGAACAUUCAGUUCCAGAAGAAAGUGAAGCUGCAAUUGGUAGUAGUUUAUGUGGAUUUCAAGCUUGACGAGAGCUAUACCCCCAGCAAGAUCCUCAUUCGUGCUGGUGAUGGCUUCCAUAACCUCAAGGACAUCAAAACUGUGGAACUCGUCAAACCUACUGGUUGGGUUUACAUAUCACUAUCAGGAAAUGAUCCAAGGGAGACUUUUGUGAAUACGUUUAUGCUACAAAUUGCUGUGAUCUCGAAUCACCUUAAUGGAAGAGAUACUCAUGUCCGCCAGAUCAAAGUUUACGGCCCCCGCCCGAACCCUAUACCGCACCAACCAUUUCAGUUCACUUCAACAGAGUUCAUCACUUACUCUUCUGUUAGAUGAUAAAUACUAAGGUUUUGUAACUUGCUUUGGAGAUGGAUUAGUGUUUGAAGCCCCCUGUUGCGUAGCUUGAGGAUCAAAGGGUCUGAAGUGAAGACACAAGAGAAGCUUCUUCCUUCUUUUGUAUUUUCCAUUUGGUUAAUUGCUUCAAAAUGAAAUACCUCCAUUUUCACACUUCACUGUGGCUUUGAUAUUAUAGAAGCAUAUUCAUCGAUGUGGUUUGGCGAAAUCUUUUCUAUUUUUGUGGUUCGGUAUCCUUGCUUACAUCAGUCAGUGGCAUGGCUGAUUAACCAAACAAAGGAGAAUAACCAAUGGAACCAAGG